AUGCCGCCCAGCAAUGACGACUUGCGCAGCUGGGCGGCGCUGGACGGCAAGCGGCUGAUGAACGUCCUAUCGUAUCGCGCCACGUUGGCAGAACUACUGGCCGUGGUGAAAGCACACAGAGAGAAUGGGGAGGAGAUGAGAGGGAGAGUGGGAGGCGGUGUGCGGGAGGAUAGAAGAGGGGAGGAGAGAUGGGGAGAGGGGAAAGAAGGAGGGGAGGGAAGGGAAGAGGAGAGUGUGGGGGAGGGUAAAGUGGGGGAGGGUGGAGGGGGAGAGGAUAGAGGGGAGGAGGGAAAUGUCUCUUCUAAGCGAGUGAAGGGCCAAAAGGAUGGGAAGGCAAGCACCGGUUUGUCCCCUGUACACAUCUGCACCGCAUUCCACCGCAUUGCCAAGCAUGCCAAGCGCAUGGGGGGCGGACGGCGUCUCGUGGACCGGCUCAAAGAGGACGAAACGGUCCGGUGGCUCGGGCGGCAGGUGGAGGCGCUGGCAAAGGGCGGCAGACUCAAGGGCCAGGCUUUGGCCAACGUGGCAUGGGCACAGGCAGAGCUGGGGCACGGCCCACCGUCCCUGCUAAACACUGUCAUGGCAGCAUCGCUCGCGCAGAUCAAAUCCUUCCAGCCGCUGGAAGUGGCCAUUCUGAUGCAUGCCCUAGGCUCCACCGCCGGCCUGCCAGCUGUCAACGCCAGCCUGGCGCGGGACCUGCUUGGGCGGCUGACGUGGGAGCACGUGAUUGGCUCGCUGCACUGCUACCAGCCACGCCAUGUUAAGGAGAUCCUGUGGGCACACGCGCGGGUGGGGCUGCACUCGCAUCUGCUCUUCCGCGAGGCGGCAAAGCUUGUCCUUUCUGACAUGCACAGCUACAGUGCUCCGCAGCUCGCCAUCAUCGCAUGGUCCUUCGCCAAGCUCCACCAUUCAGACGACUCUCUUUUCCGCGCUCUGGCUGCCUGGGCCGAGAGCAACGUGCCUGCGUUCGCGUCUCAAGACAUCUCCAACAUGCUCUGUGGCGUCCUUUCUCCCCCCUCUGGUGAGUGGCGUCCUUUCUCCCCCCUCUGUGGCGUCCUUUCUCCCCCCUCUGGUGAGUGGCGUCCUUUCUCCCCCCUCUGUGGCGUCCUUUCUCCCCCUCUGGUGAGUGGCGUCCUUUCUCCCCCCUCUGGUGAGUGGCGUCCUUUCUCCCCCCUCUGCAGGGCAUCGCAGGCAUCAGCUGCUAGAGACAGUGGGGGAGGAGAGCACGAGGGCCUAUGCCACAGCAGGGCAUCGCAGGCAUCAGCUGCUAGAGGCAGGGAGGAGAGCACGAGGGCAUACGCCACAGCAGCAGGCCGCCAAAACCAGCUGCUGCUAAAGGCUGUGGUUGAGGAGAGCACGCGGCAAAUCGUGAGUGCACCGCACCUUACCACACAACUUGUUCCUCCCUUUCCCCAUCCCGUCCUCCCAACCGGGGCGGCGUACGUCACAGCAGGCCACCGCAACCAGCAGCUGCUAGAGGGGGCAGUGGGGGAAGAGAGCACGCGACGAAUGGACCAUCACACCCCAUUUUCCUCCCCCAUCCCCUCUUUUUCCCUUGCCUUUGCCCCUCCUCCAAUCAGGGCGUACGCCACAGCAGGCCACCGCAGCCAGCAACUAUUAGAGGCAUUGGGGGAGGAGAGCACGCGGCGAAUUGUGGGCGGUACACUGGAGAGGGAGGCUGUAUCUGGGCAGGCUGUUGCCAACAUCGCAUGGGCAUUAGCAACGCAGAGUCACUACGACGUCCCCUUUUUCUCCGCCGCUGCCGCCCACGCCACCCGCUACAUACCAAGAUACGCCGGCCGCACCAUUGCCUGCCUGGCGUUUGCCUUUGCUCUGAUUGGCCACACCGCCCCUCCUCUCUUCCUGCGUGUUGAGUCUGAGAUCAUCCGUCGACUAUCACUGCGGUCAGGAGAACAGGAGUUUGGGCGCCAGGCACUGGUGAUGCUCGCAUGGGCUCUCGUGGUGCAUGGCCAAACCGACACACCCUCUGCUGCUCCUGCUCCGCCUGCCGCCGCUGCUCCUUCUGCUGCUGCUCCCAGCACCAGCAUCACCACCAUCAACUCCCCAUCCUCUCUCCCCUCCUCUCCCUCCUCCUCUGCCUCUCUCAGCCCAGCUCUCCCCAUCCUGCGGCACCACCUGCUCUCCCUCACCACCGACCUCACCUCCUCUGAGCUCUGCCAGCUGUAUCAGGUCGACCUGGCCACGCAGCUGGAAGCACCGGAGCACAGCACUCGCCUGGUGGAGGGCGGCAUGGGCGUCAAUCUAGCCACCCAGCUGGAAGCACCGGAGCACAGCACUCGCCUGGUGGCGGGCGGCAUGGGCGGCAUGGGGCAGGCUGGGAGGAGCACGAGUGGCAGUGGGAGCGGUCGACCUACCCACCCAGCUAGAGGCACCGGAGCACAACACUCGCCUGGUGGAGGGCGGCAUGGGCGCCAUGAGGGAUGGGAGGGAGGUGGUGUUCUUUCUGCUUCCCUCCUUCCUGCCUCACUCCCUCCCUCCCUCACUCCCGCUCUUCCGCAGGUCGACCUGGCCACCCAGCUGGAAGCACCGGAGCACAACACUCGCCUGGUGGAGGGCGGGAUGGGCGCCAUGAGGGAUGGGAGGGGGGUGGCGUGCUGGGAAGCAGCCCACGAGGCAGAGAAGCUCCAGGUUUCAGGGCUUCAGAGAGACAUCAGCUGCGCCCUGCACCAGAUGCACCUCCCCCACACCCUCGAGUACCGAGACGGCGACUACAGCAUCGACCUCGCCCUCCUCCUGCCUCUCGCCGCAACAGAAUCUACGGGGAGUGACUCUACGAGGAGUGAUCAUAGGAGAAGGGAACGCCGUGUUCUCAAGAUAGCAGUGGAGGCUGACGGGCCGUCACACUUCACUAUAAGCACGUGGUUCAGUUCAAUCGAAUCUCCUACCUCCCUCCACCGCUCCCCACCGCGGCAGAUACCUUUCUUUGAAUGGGAGUGCCUGUCGGACCUCCACCAGAAGCAGCAGAGUCUUGAGUCGACUCAAACGUCUCCUACCUCCCUCCACCACUCUCCACCGCAGAUACCUUUCUUUGAAUGGGAGUGCCUGUCGGACCUCCACCAAAAGCAGACGUAUCUCGCCGCCCGUCUCGGGCCCCUGGCCAUGCAGCUGGCACGUGAAGCAGAAGCAGCGGAUGCUGACGUGGCACAGGAAGAGGCUGGUAGGACUGGGGAAGGUAGAACGGAGGAGCGUAGAAUUGAGGAGGGUGGAAGUGGGGAGGGUAGAACUGGGGAGAAUGAGACUGGGCUGAGUGACAAACAGCAAGAGGAAGAGGAAUUGAAGGAGGGGCGAGUGGCAGAAGAGGCGGAGCAGGUUGGGGGAGGGGAAUUUAAACCUGGGGAUGGAGAAGGGAAGGAGGUAGACGAGAAAGUGGAGGAGGGGGGGGAGGGAGCAGAGAGGAGGAAGGGAGGGGAUGUCAUUCCUGAGAAGUCUCAAAAGGAAGGGGAGGAGGAAGAUGAGGAGAGGAGGAAGGGAGGGGAUGUGUUGAAGCGAGCCGAGGUUCUGGGUGCGUGGAAGGCGGGGCAGGGCAAGGGAGGGCUGGGGGCUGACAGGCUGGCACUUCUGAGAAAGUCUGCUGUGAGGAGAGGGCUAACACAGAAGUAG
Molecule: messenger RNA, 3621 nt
Organism: Closterium sp. NIES-65
Lineage: Eukaryota; Viridiplantae; Streptophyta; Zygnematophyceae; Desmidiales; Closteriaceae
Source: the annotation of a GenBank genome assembly